This is a messenger RNA of Phyllopteryx taeniolatus (common seadragon), 3154 nucleotides long. It is a transcript of the gene gab2, whose product is annotated as GRB2-associated binding protein 2. The record is from RefSeq and is a predicted model, not a curated record. The coding region runs from base 856 to 2862 and encodes 668 amino acids. NCBI's taxonomy places the organism in Eukaryota, Metazoa, Chordata, Actinopteri, Syngnathiformes, Syngnathidae. The transcript has 10 exons.
GAAAUCAUAGAAACACAUGAGGCAGUUAUGCGUAUAGGUGAAGCAGUACGAGCGUAGUACUUCUAAAUGCACUAUGCUGAAGCAGAAGGAGUCCAUAAAGGCUCUAACGCCAGGCAAGGAUGUUCAAAUAAGCCGUGGACCUCUGUCAAAGGAAAAAUGGAGAAACUGCUGAAAAGAAGGAAAGAGAAAAGGGCAAAAAAAAAAAAAGUUGUUUUUUUUUUUAUUCAAUGAUAUUUUUCUUUUUACACGUUCCACAAAAAUAGAUGUUUUGGGGGACAGCUACGUAUUUAAUGACGUAUAUCGAGACCAUCGUAAACCGAGGACCCCCUGUAAACAAAAUCCAAGCAGCCGAGUGACGCUUGUAAUUACUUUGACCGGCCGCAGGAUGGCGCUGUUUCCGUGUCCAGCCACGGGACGUUUGGCGACGAGGCUUUUGGAUCCACUGGGGGGGGGGGGGGGAAACACGUUUUUAUUUUGUUUCAUUUAUGAUUAGUUGUAGUGAAACAUGUCACCCUAUCAAAAAGUUGAAGUAUUGAUUGUCAAAUCUUGUUGUUGCUUCCCGGCGCUCCACGGGCGCCCAUCCCUCUCGCGAGCCGGCCGUGGGCGUGGUGUCGAGUUGGGAAAACAAGCCGCAGACGCCCCGUGACGCUAACCCCGCAUCAGUCGAGCUUCCCCGCGGAGGAGCAGCCGAGGCUCGCCCGGUAACGUCUCCCCCACCAGGGCCGUCAGACAGCCGCGGCCACCCCGGCCACCCCUCUUCUCCCCCCCCCCCCCCGUCUCGGAUGGGGGAGAACCGCACGCCGACCGGGGGCGUCCUGCGCGUGUAGCCGCCUGUUGGCCACCGAGAGACGGACGAUGAGCGGCGGAGAAGUCCUCCUCCACGGCUGGCUGAGGAAGUCGCCGCCGGAGAGGAAACUGCGGAGAUACGCAUGGAAGAAGCGUUGGUUCAUACUGCGCAGCGGGCGCAUGAGCGGUGACCCCGAUGUGCUGGAGUACUACAAGAACGACCACUCCAAGAAGCCAAUCCGGGUCAUAGACCUGCACUGCUGCGAGCAGGUGGACGCCGGCCUGACCUUCAAGAGGAAGGAGUUCCAGGAUAGCUUCGUGUUCGACAUCAAGACCUCGGAUCGCACCUUCUACCUGGUGGCCGAGACCGAGGAGGAGAUGAACAAGUGGGUGCGCGCCAUCUGCCAGCUGUGCGGCUUCAACCAGUCGGAUGACAACAACCACGAUGUCCGACUGCAACAUAUGCCGCGUUCCGUCGGAGCAGAUGUCUCCGGCUCCUCGGCCCCUCUGAGCGGCGGCGGCAAGUCGUCGGCGCCCGUCCACUCCAGCCAGCCCGUCCUGUUCACCUUCGACGUGCCCGUGCGCCACUCGCACCACGGCGCCCUGUCCAACAGCGCGCCGCAGGACUACCUCCUCCUGCACCAGUGCAUGAGCAGGAAGACGGAGAGCGCGCGGAGCGCCAGCUUCUCCCAGGCCACGAGAAGCAACGUGUUCACGGGCAGCGACUCGGCCGUCCAGAAGCUGUCGCACGGCUUCUCUCACUGUCUGAACGGGAUGGGCGCUCAGCUGCACGGCUUCUACAGCCUCCCCAAGGCCGGCAAGCAGCACCGGCCGGCGCCGUCCGACGACUCCUGCUACGUGUCGCCCCGGGGCUACGAGGCCCACGGCGCUCCUUCCGAGCUGGACCCGGAGAACGAGGAGGUGUACACCUUCCAGACGCCCUGCAACACCCUGGCCGCCGCCGGCGAGCGGCCCGCCGACAACUACGACCUCCCCACGCCCCCGGGUUCCUUUUACCAAAUACCGCGGACGUUUGAUAAGAACCACAACUCGCUGACGCCCUCCGGCUCCGAAUCGUCCCGCGCGCCCCCGCCCAGGCCGCCCAAGCCCGGCUCGGACGGGCAGUGGGGGAGUCCGCGCUCGCUAGGGAGCCAGAACGGUGACGCUUCGGCCGCCGUGUCGGUCAUCCCCAGAAGGAAUACGCUGCCCGCCGUGGAGAACGUCAGGCUGCACAGAGGCUCUUCGUUCGAAACGAGCACCCAUCAGCGUCCGAUCCAUUUCAACGACUCGGGCCAGUCCGUGGAGUCCGUCAACGACGGCUUCAGCUCGUACCUGAGAACCAGAACCCCCCUGACCCGCUCGGACAGCGGCAACUCGGACGACAACUACGUGCCCAUGAACCCGGGCUCGUCGCCGCUCAGCGCGGCCCCGGCGGACAGUCCCAAGAACGCCUACAUCCCCAUGAGCCCCGGGCCGCACCGCUUUGACUUCCCGGCCUUCUCGGCCACCUUGCCCGCCCGCAAGGGGAGCGGCGCCUCCCUGUGCCAGCGGCCCGCGCGCCUCAGCGACAUCACGCCGCCGCCCAUCAAUCGCAACCUCAAGCCCAACAGGAAGUCCAAGCCGACACCUCUGGAUCUCAAGAACAACGGCUUCAUUGACGAGCUGCCAUUUAAGAGCCCGGUCACCAUGUCCUGGACACGGCACAUGCCCGCCGCGAACUGCGCGCCCUCGCAUCGCUGUCGACCCAUCUCCACGCAAAGCGUCACCAGCACCGACUCCGCAGACAGCGAGGAGAACUACGUGGCCAUGCAGAACCCGGCGUCUACCUCGCCGGCCGUGAGCGGCACCGGCAGUCCGGCCCUCCGCAAGAGCGGCAACGUGGACUACCUGGCGCUGGACUUCCAGCCCGGAUCGCCCUGCGCACACAGAAAGCCGUCGACGUCCUCGGCGACGUCUGACGAGAAGGUGGACUACGUGCUGGUGGACAAGGAGAAGACGCAGGCGCUGCAGAGCACCAUGCAGGAGUGGACCGACGUGCGCCAGUCUACUGAGCCCUCCAAAGGGGUCAAGUCUUGACACCGAGUCCAGUUGGGGAGGCGAGAGGUCUUGAACUGUUUGGACCGCAAAGCAGCCAUAACAUGUAGCGAUGCCAUGAGUCAAAAGUUUUUAUACCAUCUAUGGACCAAAUAUCAUCCCUACUGAGGAAUGCUACAUUUUGUUUUCUUGCACUGAGCAGGUACAGUAAACCCCGAACCCUGCCGCGAAAAAUGGCGAAAAACUGUAAAUGCUUCCCCCGUCCCCUUCAAAUUCUCUGUGAUCUUCAAACUCAUCUUGCAACAUUAGCCUUCAAAUAAAAUGAUGAUUAUUA